Messenger RNA from Momordica charantia (bitter melon), 1277 nucleotides. Its product is annotated as GEM-like protein 4. Lineage: Eukaryota; Viridiplantae; Streptophyta; Magnoliopsida; Cucurbitales; Cucurbitaceae. The record is from RefSeq and is a predicted model, not a curated record.
UGUCCUCGUGCUUCUUCACUAUUUUCUUUCAAUAAUUUCCCAUAAGAAAUCAAAUUUGGGCUCUGUAGACUUCGGAGAUGAUUUUUAUAUCACAAAACUGAGAAAUUGUUGCUGUUCAAAGCUGAUGAAAUUUCUUGGAAAUUCGUUGCUUCCGCAUUAUUCUAAUUCCACUUGUUCAAUGUCCUCGUUAUAAUGAAAAAAUAGAAUUUCCGACGCACUAUUUUCUCCCGCUUGUUUCGAUGGAAGUUAGAAUUCCAAGGUGGAGUUGAUUUCGUUAAUUACAGGUUGAUUUUCGAGAUCUUCGUCCGGUCGAUCGUUUUUCCGUCGGAGGGCGAUUCCGGGCGGUGGCGAGAAUUUUUCAAACCCCUCGGUGCUUGGAAUCCUCUCAUCUGAUGAAGUCUUUCGACACAACGCCAGAAAGGCGAUCGUCUUUUUCUGAACCCGUCAGCUCAAUCAACAGUCCUUUUUAUUCAGAUGGUUCUCCCUAUUCUUCCGGUAAAGAAAUUUCAAAAUUAGGUCACAAGAAACAGUUAGUCAGGAAACGAGGCGGAUUUGUUUUCCGGAUUUACGACCAUGUGAAGUUGGGGCCUAAAUUCUCAGUUACGGCCAAAGGGAAAUUGAGAUUAGGGGCAAAAAUUAUACAACAAGGUGGUAUAAAGAACAUAUUGAAACAGGUUUUCGGAAUUCUAGAAGGAGAGAAGCUUUUGAAAGCCUCUCAAUGUUACUUAUCAACAAGUGUAGGACCCAUCGCAGGGCUUCUUUUCAUAUCCACAGAGAAGGUUGCCUUCUGCAGCGACCAAAGAAUCACUUUCUCCUCACCAACAGGAGAAUUGCUCAAAACACCUUACAAGGUUUUGAUACCAUUAAAGAAUAUCAGAAAAGUCAGCCGAAGUGAGAAUGCCGAUGAGCCAGCAAAAAAGUACAUAGAAGUGAUAACAGAGGACGACUUUGAUUUCUGGUUUAUGGGAUUCUUGAGAUAUGAAAAGGCAUUUACGAAUCUUCAGAAGGCCAUUUCCAUGGCUAACAAACUGUAACAGGUUGUAUCAUGUAAGUAAGAACCAUCUGGUAAAAAGAAAGUAUGUGCUUUUGGUUCUCAUUUAGAUGAGUGUUUGAAGUUUGGAAAUAUUUUAUAGGGGAUUUCACUUGCUUUCAUCUUUAAUGUCUCAGCUGCUUGUUUUUGCCUUGAUGUGAAUUUUCUUUUGUUUGUCCUGGAGUGGUUAAUACCUUAGGUUGGUCGUCCCAAUGGAAUUUAAACAUGUGAAAGUAUUUAGAUCAAA